This is a messenger RNA of Neurospora tetraspora, 1290 nucleotides long. RefSeq lists its product as uncharacterized. Bases 357 to 1244 code for a protein of 295 amino acids. The record is from RefSeq and is a predicted model, not a curated record. NCBI's taxonomy places the organism in Eukaryota, Fungi, Ascomycota, Sordariomycetes, Sordariales, Sordariaceae. Gene Ontology annotation, biological process: mycotoxin biosynthetic process. The transcript has 3 exons.
GUCGGGCUGACCAGGGGCAGGUGCAACACUCGUACCUUCCGAUACACCACGCAGUUUCAACGGCUACAUCGACGACAUCGAAUUGCCCACUGUAAGCUAAACCAACGAUCAGUACUCUACGCUCAUAAUUUGGUGAUGAAAUAACAUAAAAAUUCGACACUAUGGAAUAUGUCCGCUUUGAGCUCUCCCCCGGGUCCUAUGCCCGCGGUGGUCCGACGGGAGGACUCCUCAUCUUGAGAGCUUAAAAGCAGCAUCAGACACUUUACCCAACUUCUCCGUAUCAAUCGCAAAACCUUCAAUACAAUCAGUUUGCCUUUCUCUUUAGUUCUUCCGAACUCACCGUCAAAACACAUUGUAUGAUGCUGUACGAAAAGGUCCCCGACGUCGAGAGCUCCUCGGAGUCUCUUCUACACUCCAACUCCACACCCGACAGCUACGAACAACACCAAUGCCUCCGAGAACGAAAGCUAAAAAGAGCCUGGAGGUCACUGCGUGAUGAGUGGCCUAGGCCUGCGAGGAUUCUCCUCACCAUCAAUGCAGCUCUAAGUAUCGGGCUGUUAUGCCUCUAUCUACACGCGCUAUGGAGGAUACAUUCGUCCCCGUUCUACCGAGCACCCAAACCUCCAUACUCACCCCUCCUCGAAGACGGCGUAAUCGAGUACGAAAACAAGCGCUUCCACCCCGACCGGGUCUUCCAAAUGGACCCCUCUCCUUCCGUCGAUAAAGCGUGGGAGUCCAUACUUGGUCCAAGCGACGGCAUAGUCCGCCUCCCCCUUUCCGCUUCCCAAAAACUCGGCUACCCCUCCUCCGAAAUAUACUACUCUCCCGGUUCCUACAUCUACGGCGUCUCCAUGUUCCACCAGCUGCACUGCCUCGACAUCAUCCGGCGCUCCUUUUGGCGAGGGCACUACUAUCCGAACACCUCAGACGUGGAAUACCACGACCACCGGGCGCACUGUUUGGAUUUUUUGAGACAGGCGAUUAUGUGUAAUGGCGAUGUGGCGAUGACGUAUUGGUGGAAUAAGAAUUAUACGUAUAUUGAUGAGAACACGGGGGAGGAGAGGUAUACGGAGGAGUAUUUGGGGAUGAGUAAAAGGGAGAGGGCGUAUGGGACUACGUUGUUGUGGGAUGUGGAACAUCAGUGUAGAAGCUUUGAGAGGAUUCAGGAGUGGACGAGGAGGCAUCAGUUGAGGGAUGAGGAGUAUUGGAGGGAGGCGCCGAAUUUUAGGAAGGCGGAGGGGUAGGGAGAGGUCUUGAAAGUUCAUCAAAGAUGGAGGUUGGCGAACGGGG